GUUGGAUUCGACUAACAAGAAGUGAAAUUCAACGAAUCUUAUGACACGAUUCUUUUUCCUUCUGUUGAAGAUCCGUUCUCCAAAUAUGAAAACGACUGAUUGCUCAUCGUUUCACAAACAAUCAAUCCGUGUUAUAUGGGUCAAAGCGAUAUCAGUUUACGACCGCCAACCGCAGUGGCAGCAACCACCGCCUAUUUAUACGAUGCUGGGCUUUUUGUCAGUCGCGGGGUGGUUCUUGUUCUAAACAUCACAUCCGCCGAAAUGUGUGCCUCCUACGCUGACCGAGAGAAGGAGGCUCGCGAGGGACCGCGAGAGGUGGCGAAGACGAAGCGCGAGGGAAGCUACGACAGGAACCACCGCUUCGCUUUCUUCAGUGGCUUCAAACAUCCGCUGCACCAGCCGCUACCAGAUUUUUCGUUUACCCCCUGCCGUCUCAGUUUGCGCCAUAAAGAAACAAGGCUCUCUUGAUCGAUUGUGACCACGUGUGACGUGUCUCGAAGGAAGAGGGAUUGCGAGAUACAUCUGGACCAAGACGAUCGGACACGUCGGCCUUCUUCGAGACGAGAGAAGCGAGAAGGGGGAUGACCGGUGGACGCCGCGCGACCAACGCGACACGCAUUGUAUACCGGAUCCACGUGCACGCGAGAGAGGCAGCAGCUCGUCGAAUCACCAGCUGCCGAUUCGCUGAGGCGACUCCUGGAAACACGGGAGUCGAUCUAAAAUUAGCGGCCCCAGCAUGGCACCCCCGCCUAGCCCUUACAUGGCCACGUCACGGGCAUACACUCGGCUACUUCGAGAGAGAGACAUAGAGAGUGAGAGAAAGAGAAGAGAGAAAAAAAGGAAACAAUAAUAAUCGCAGCUUGCCCGGCACGAGUUGAUCACGCGCGAGAUCUAGC
Messenger RNA from Trachymyrmex septentrionalis, 896 nucleotides. RefSeq lists its product as uncharacterized. Lineage: Eukaryota; Metazoa; Arthropoda; Insecta; Hymenoptera; Formicidae. The record is from RefSeq and is a predicted model, not a curated record. Bases 136 to 468 code for a protein of 110 amino acids. The transcript has 2 exons.